Molecule: messenger RNA, 562 nt
Organism: Hydra vulgaris (swiftwater hydra)
Lineage: Eukaryota; Metazoa; Cnidaria; Hydrozoa; Anthoathecata; Hydridae
Product: transcription initiation factor TFIID subunit 11
Biological process (GO): transcription initiation at RNA polymerase II promoter; RNA polymerase II preinitiation complex assembly
Cellular component (GO): nucleus; transcription factor TFIID complex
Molecular function (GO): transcription coactivator activity; protein heterodimerization activity
Source: RefSeq, a predicted model, not a curated record
UGAAAGAAUUAUAUAAAACCUUUAAUAUUAGUAAUAUUAAAGGUUUCAUAUAAUGUCCAACGAUGAAGAAAUAUUUAAAAAACCUUUUGAUGUUGUUCCAACAUCUUCACGGAACACUGAUCCUGUAAAACCAUCUUCAAAUCCUAAAAAAUCAAUGGAAGAAGAAACUAUAACAGAAGAGCAAGAGGUUGAAAGGAAAAAACUAAGCAUGUUAGUAUCUGCAUUCAGUGAAGAGCAGCUUAAUCGAUACGAGAUGUACAGAAGAGCUUCUUUUCCCAAGGCAGCAAUUAAAAGGUUUAUGCAAAAUGUGACUGGGGGAACUUCUGUUCCACCAAAUGUUGUUAUUGCAAUGGCGGGCAUAGCUAAAGUGUUUGUUGGUGAAAUAGUUGAGGAAGCUUUAGAUGUGAUGGAAAAAUGGGGUGAAACGGGACCAAUUAAACCCAAGCAUUUACGCGAAGCGUCUCGUAUUCUUAAGAAAAAAAAUGCAGCACCAAGUAAUCGCUAUCGAGGAUCUAUGUUUUGAUUAUUUGAUUUUUGUUUUUAUCAGAGAUUUGCUUUAAUA